AUGUGGCCUUUUUCAACAUAUCCCGAGAAGACAGCGGGUGACGUAGCUGGAAAGACGUUCGACUACAUUAUUGUCGGUGGCGGUACAGCCGGAUGCCUAAUUGCACACCGCCUUUCGGCUACCCCAAACGCCUCCGUUCUAGUUUUGGAUAAGGGUCGCGUCAACGCCGGGGUUCUCUCGCAGAUUCCACUACUCGGCAUCUUGCAGAGCGGGGUUGUCCGCUACCACGCCGAACCCAACGCGCAUUUGCGCGGGCGACAUGUGCAACUUCUGGCUGGCGAAAUGCUGGGUGGUACCAGUCGCGCUCACUCCAUGGUAUGGAGUCCGGGCGGCCAGCCCGAAUUCGACGGCUGGGCGCGUGAGCUGGGGCUGGAUGAAUGGAGCUGGGAGAAGGUAGCCCCGGCCUUUGCGCGGGUUGAGAAGGCAAUUCCACGCAAAGCGACGGGAGAUCUAGGACUGAUGCCGUAUGUAGAUGCGGCGAUGGAAAGAGUAGGACUGGGUGAUGGAGGUGGAAAACGAGGCACCCAGAGAUAUAUCCGCAGCGAGGUCUCGGUUGAUGUAGACGGGAACCGGGUGUCUGCGUUGACGGCGUGGCUGAAUGCAUCGGUUGUGAAUGAGAGGAAAGGGCGACUGACGGUGUGUACAGGCGUGACGGCGACAAAGCUCGAGUUUGCAGAUGACGGCACGAGAGUUACAGGCGUAUGGAUUAAUUCUGGAGGAGGGGCAGAUGUUCUGAUCAAGGCUCAACAUGAGGUGAUUUUGUGUAGCGGCGUUUUCGGCACGCCGCAGCUGCUAAUGCAAAGUGGUGUCGGCCCCAAGGACCAUUUGUCCGCUCAUAAAAUUCCCGUGGUACAUGAUCUCCCCGCAGUGGGUGCGCACUUGACCACCCACAUUCUUGUACCAGUCAUGACAGAGCUACCACUCAAGCACACACUGCAUAUCAUUCAAACGGUGGCUAUCUUGUGGCACUUUUUGUUGUGGCUCUUCUCCGGGACUGGGGUGCUUGCUUCUAACGGUCAAUGGGGCGCCGCGUUUUUGCACUCGGAUACGCUCAACGAGUCAACAAUGACAGUAGUCCCCCCCAAAGACAGUGAGAAGGAGGUGACUGAUCUUGAAAUUUUGAUUGCCCCUAUUAGCACGCUCAUCGAGCACGGUGUCCCCGGAGUGCCCUGCAUGACAUGGUACGCGGCUCUUGUGCAGCCCCAUACCACAGGUAGCGUUGAGCUGUCGUCUAGCUCUGACGCGAAAUCCCCCCUGAAAAUUACGCUCCCACUGUUGGUCGACGCUCGCGACAGCGCGCGGCUGCGUAAGGCUAUGCGGUUCGCUAUGCGGUUAGCAGAUGAGUUCGCGGGACCGGAGGUCGGGUACCCACACCCAGCACCGUUAACGAUGGCUCCAGGGAUGGGUUUGGAGUAUUUAGAUAAUCUUAUGGAUAAGAACAAGAGCAAGAGUGACAAGAGAAGGCUCAUAAGGGCGUUGCCACCACAGAAGGACGCCUGGAGAACUGUGACUGAUACGGAAAUCGAUGAGUAUAUAAAGAGGCUGGUGACAGGGAGCUAUGAUCCUGCUGGUACGUGUCGCAUGAGUCUUACACAGGAGGAUGGUGUAGUAGAUCAGAGCUUGAGGGUAUAUGGAGUGCGCAACUUGAGAAUUGCAGAUGCAAGUGUGCUUCCCCGGUGUGGGGGCGCUUCGAUAUCGGCGUCUAUUUAUAUGAUUGGGGAGCGGUGCGCUGAGUUUGCUAUGAACCAGAACGGCUUUGCUUCCUAG
Molecule: messenger RNA, 1767 nt
Organism: Penicillium expansum
Lineage: Eukaryota; Fungi; Ascomycota; Eurotiomycetes; Eurotiales; Aspergillaceae
Product: GMC family oxidoreductase
Exons: 3
Coding region: 1-1767 (588 amino acids)
Molecular function (GO): oxidoreductase activity, acting on CH-OH group of donors; flavin adenine dinucleotide binding
Source: RefSeq, a predicted model, not a curated record